Molecule: messenger RNA, 804 nt
Organism: Frankliniella occidentalis (western flower thrips)
Lineage: Eukaryota; Metazoa; Arthropoda; Insecta; Thysanoptera; Thripidae
Exons: 2
Coding region: 1-609 (202 amino acids)
Source: RefSeq, a predicted model, not a curated record
AUGAAGGCUGCCAGCAAGGGAACCACCAAUGCAUUGGCGUCGUUUUUGUCCGGCAAAAAAGACCCUUUGGAGGAACAAAGAAAAUAUGCAGAGGGAAUUACUCUGAAGAGAACAAAGGGAAACGGGAUAGUCAUAAAUGUUUUGGGGAAAGAACACCAAGAAAUCAUAACUGCUAAACUAAGAAAAUAUAAGUUUUCAAUUCUGACAGAUGUAUCUACUGAUGUCUCUUUAGUGAAAAAUUCAUGUGUCCUAGUAAUAAUCUAUGAUGACGAGGAAGGGGCAAUAGUAACUGAUUACUGGGAUCUUCACCAAAUCUUUUCUGAUAAGGAUCCCGACGGGGCAGAAGAGGGCGCCUCCGCCUGGAGAAUAUUCGGGCUUCUAAAGGCAUCGUUUGACAAGCAGCAAGUGCCCUGGACAAAUGUCAUUGGAUAUGCGGCGGACGGUGCUUCUGUGCUGAUGGGGUCCAAGAAUUCAGUGAUGACGAGAUUAAAAGAUUUGUGUCCCGGGAUUAAAGUAUCAAAAUGUAUAUGCCAUUAUUUGCACCUGUGUGCGAGUGAAGCAUGUAAACAAUUGCCCCGCUCCGCCGAGGAUCUGGCUCGGAAUAUAUAACUUCUUCCAUAACAGCUCCAAGCGCCCAGCCCAGUUUGCUGAAUUUCAGACAUUUCUUCACCUAGAUGUACUGCGAAUGCUCCAUCCCAGCCAGACGCGUUGGCUUUCCCUUACGGCAGUCGUUGACAGAAUUUUGAAACAAUGGGACGCGUUGCGACUCUACUUUGAUACGAAGUGGCUUGAAGAAAGAUUGGA